Molecule: messenger RNA, 5858 nt
Organism: Erinaceus europaeus (western European hedgehog)
Lineage: Eukaryota; Metazoa; Chordata; Mammalia; Eulipotyphla; Erinaceidae
Gene: ICE1
Product: interactor of little elongation complex ELL subunit 1
Exons: 19
Coding region: 151-5400 (1749 amino acids)
Source: RefSeq, a predicted model, not a curated record
GCCCGCGGCGGCUCGGCUGAGCUCGGUGCUCUCGGCCGCUCCACGGGCACCUCGGGGCGCGGAUGGGCCCGCCCGGCUCCGGAGGGCGGCGGCCGGGCGGGCGGCGGCCCUGGGCGGCGGCCGCGGCUCCCUGAAGCGCGCAGGGCCGCGAUGAUGCCGGGCGAGACGCACCCGGCGGCGCCCGGGACGGCGGCCGACCUCGCCAGGUGCCAGGGCUGCGCGUCGCUGCAGCAGAACCUAAAUGAGUAUGUGGAUGCCUUGAUCACGCUGAAGCAGAAGAUAAUCAACACAGACAACUUGUUGACAGAGUAUCAGAAGAAAUGUGAUGAGCUGCAGUUUGCGCGAAGGGAGAACAGCACCCUGCAUCGCCAGGUGGAGCAGAUGCUCCAGAAGGUCUCUCCGCUGCAGCAGUGCCAGGAGGAGCUGGGGACACUCAGGGCAGAGCUGGAGGAGAAGAAGAAUUCGCUGAAGGUGUACCAGCACACUCACCAGGAGUACACGCGCGUCAGAGAAGAGUGCCUGAGGACAGACGCUCAGAAGAAGAAACUGGAAGCCAAGGUGAAGAAGCUGGAAGAGGCUGCCGCCAAGCAGACCCAGGACUUCAAACAGCUCAGGACUGAGAAGAAAAUACUGGAGAAGCAGUUUAAGGAGACACAGGAAAGACUGGAUGGAUUCUCCAGACAGAAGAAGGCGAAGGAGCUGAGACACAUCGGAACGCAGAUCUCAAAUGACGCCUGUGGAAGCAUCGAUAAGAGGAAAGUGAGGCUGCUGCUCCAGGAGCUCUGGCUGUGCUUCAACACAACGCACGGGCUUCCCGGAGGAGGUGGCACGAGUGUCCCAGAGAAGUUCCCCCCGGACAGCCCCAGCUUCCCAGCGCCCAGGCCCCUCGGGUCCCCGAGCGGGUCCCCGAGCAGGGCGGGUGGCCCCGGCCGGGCGGAUGUGCAGACAUGCCCGGCGCAGCCCUCCGUGCAGGUCCAGGGCGGCUUCUCCCCUGGCUACAGCGGGCGGCCGCAGGCUCCCCACCUCAGUGAUGACGGCAGGGACCUCUCAGACCCCGAGGCGCCCCUGGACCGGGACCUCCAGGCUGCCGUGGACUUCUUCAGGCUGCCUCCGCCGCUGCUGUCCCCUGUGCCGUCGCCCCCGCCCCCACCCUCCGCACUGGCUGCUGAGACCUACUUCAGCGAGGACUCAGACUCCAGUGAGGAGGACUCGGACCAGCACGGAGUUCCCACGGAGUCCGCUUCAGAGGAUGAGGCCCCCGGACCCCCGGGAGCGUGGGCAGGCUGCGGGCCUCAGGAGGGAGAAGCCUCCGCGGACUCCAGGACAUUCUCGGCUGCCCAAAGGGCCCCCUUGCCCAAGGCUGCUCUGGCUCUCGAGGAGCCCUGGGCGCAGCCCUCCGAGCCGACUGGCGCUGGGCAGAUGGGCCUUGCCGACAAGGCUGAGCUGUGGAUGGAGGCCCGGGAGCCCGGCAGGUCAGUGCAGCCGCCUCACCUGGCCCCAGGCCUCUUGCCCCAGCAGGCCCCGCCCUCUGGGCCUCUGUCCCCCCGCUCCCCACCAGGCGGGGGGCCCCUGGGGCAGCCGCUGGCCAUGUACAGAGAAGCCCUGCGCCCUGUGUGGGCGGUGCCCGAGCACUUGCCACAGGCAGCCCCUGGGGGACGACAGCCGGGGACGGGGGAGCGGCCCCCACUCCUGGCUGUGCCACCCAAGGCAGAAGCCCCCCUCAUAGACACCAGUGGAUGCAAGGCCCACCUGCCCUCGGCCUCCUUCGGCCAGGCACCCCAGCUGGCCUCCGGCUUACCGCUGCUGUCUGCCGCUCAUGGCCCCGGAGGACUCGCGGCCCCACCGAGCCCUUCAGCGCAGAGCCUCCCCGGGCCCCCAGACACGCUGGGGCUGCUGCCUGAGCCCCUGCAGGGUUCCACAGGGGAGAGCGACGAGGAGCCCCUCUCUGGGGCCAGGACACCCCUGUCCACGGUCUCUGAGGGCCCUGACCCCAGCGGCUCGGAGCAGCCAUUCUCCGGUGCCUGCCCAGCCCCCCGGCUGCUGUUUGAGGAUACGGGGGUUCAGGGUGCUAGCCGGGUCCCUAGGGAAGCCGGGCCGGAGCAGCAGACCUGGGACAGGCAGACCCCCUGCAGGCCAGCGUCCCUGCUGCCCAACCAGGUGUCGGUCAUCACCACGCAGCGCCGGCCCAAGCCCCCCAGGCCCAGGACCCCUGAAGUGUCCACCUCCUGCCGCAAGCUGGACUUUGAGUCUUCCUCCGACCCCUGUUCACUGGACCAGGUCCACUACCCCGCCAGCCGCCUGUUUUCCUUCCUGUCUGAACACUUCCCGCUGCCGGCCCGGGAGCCCCCCACCACCCCGGACAUGGCCAGAACUGCGGGCGGGGAUGCCGUCAGACCGGGCAGCCGGACCCCGGGCCGUCUGUGGGUAUCCCCUGGGUCCCAGCACAGCCCACAGCAGCCCCGGCCCCAGAAGCCCGGUCUCGCCUCACCCCGGGGCCCUGGCGCUCCAGACCUGCCCCCCGCCCCGCCCCGCUACACGGGCCUCCGUGAGCAGGGAGCAGCGGACACGGAGCUGGAGAGCGAGGCCCCCAGCGGCAGUGAGGGCGAAGCUGAAUCCGAGGGCCCGGCCGCGGGGAUGGGGACGGGGACGGGGACGGGGACCCGGCCGUCCCUGGAGGUGGGCUCGCUGACCUCGGCGCUGCAGGACUGGGACAUUGGCGCACUGUCUGACACCGACCGACUGUCCGCCUCCGAGGUGGCCACGUGUCUGGAGAGCUGCCGCCUGCGGGACGCCAGCUCGGGGGACUCGGUCUUGGAGUGCUCUAGCAGAGGCACCCGGUGUGGGAGCUCCGGCCGUUUGGAAUCCCUGGCCCCAGCCGCAGAGCAGGGGCACAGGCCGGACAGCGCAGAGGGGGACUGGGCCGAGUCCGAGGAGGACGAGUGUUCGCAGCCAGCCGGCCAGCUGAGCCCCCGCUCCCUGCGCCGCCUGAGGGUGCUGCUGCGCAGGCUGGGCCGCGAGCUGCGGGGUGGCCGGGACGGCAUGGGCGCCCUGCUGCUGCACCUGCUGGACGGCCUGGGAGAGGAGCCCGGGAGCCCCCCUCGGCCUGCUGCGCAGCCCCCCACCGGCCCCGCAGAGGACCCCCCCUCCCCAAUGGCAGCCGGGGCCACCCAGACACCGGACAAAGGCUUGGAGGAGGAAGCGGCCGCCCCCGAGGAAGAGGCAGCGCUGUUGCAGUGCCAGAUCUCCACGGUUACCUCCGAGGUCAUCAGCGUGGUAGUGAGCCGCGACCAGGACCUGGUCAUCCAGAAGGGUGACCACUGCACCAUCAUCAACGGGCUGGCGCUGGAUGCCGGUGGCCAGCUGAUCGUCUGCGGCGCCUCGUCUGACCCCGGGCCCGGCGCCCCAGAGCCCACACGCACCCCGCCUCCCGCCAGCCCCCCGCCCUGCGCGCAGGACGACAUCUCCAGCAGUGGCCAGGCCGCCAACUUCGACAAGAGGCGCCUGCGCCUGCGCCCGGUGCGGCCCAGUGUGCGAAUCAGCGCCGACAUCUUCCAGCAGGACCUGGGCGGCCUGGACUCGCCGCCCACCGCCUCCGACCAUACCUACUGCCACUCGCGCCCAGAGCCCGCCCGAGCCCGAGCCCGGCCUCGGCCUCCCGGCCGCCCUGCCCCGGCCCCCCGGGCGCCCACGCUGCCCGUGCUGGCCACCGCGGACACCUCCACGCCCACCGACGGUGCCGACCUGGCCCGCAUCCGCCGCGAGGUGGGCGCCCCGCUGCCGCCCCUGCUCGCCCCGCUGGUGGCCACGCCACCCCGCGCCGCGCGCUCCGCCUCUCCCGUCAUCUCCAGUUCCAGCCCCGCGUCGCCGCCGGCACCCGCACCCGCACCAGAGGACUCCGGGGGCGCGUCCCCGCCGGCCUCGCCCCUGCAGUUCUGCGCCGCCACCCCCAAGCACGCGCUGCCCGUACCCGGCCGCCUGCCCCCGCGCGCCCCGGCACCCGCGCCCCCCGAGAGCUCGGUGCGCAUCCUGGACACCAUGUACCCCGAACUCUCGGCCCGCGCGCGCACGCUCAGCAUCCUCAAGGGCAACCUGCAGCUGCCGCGCGCAGGCCCGGCUGAGGGUCUCAGCUGCACGCCCACCGCCUUCGUCAAGGCCGGGGAUAGGGCCGCCCUGGGAGACGGACCCCGCGCCAAGCGCCCGCAGGCCUCAGCCGCCCUGCGCAGCGCCAAGCGCCUGCGGCUGGACUGCGGGUCCCCCGAGCCGGAGCUGCAGCCGGAGCCGCAGCCCGAGGUGGCCCCGGAGACGGUGGAGACGCAUGACCGCGCCAUCGGCCAGGCGCUGAGCAAGCUGGCGGAGGCUGCCUUUGACCUGCUGCCGGUCAUCCGCAGCCACGUGUACGUGGGCAGCAUCUCGCGCAGGCCCGUCAUGCGCGACCCCGAGAAGCAGGUGGUGCAUGAGUUCAGCACCACCAAGAAGCACCUGGCCGAGUGUCUGCUGCGCUCCAUCCUGGCAGAGCUGAGCGCGCAGAGGGCGUCGCGGGAGCCUCCGGAGCUGCCCUAUGCGCACGCCCUGUGCCGGGUGUACAUCGGCGUCUGCCGGCAGCUGGGCGACCUGGAGCGCGCACGCCUGCUCUGCUACAGCCUGCUCAAGGAGGAUUUCCCGGAGUCUGAGAAGCUGACGCUGUUCGUGGCCAACAUGUGGCAGGACGUGUUCCUGUCCCCGUCGGUUGUCAGCACGGCCAUGCAGCUCGUGGCCCGGCAGAGAGCCCGCGGCGAGGUCCUCAACUGUCUGCGCGCCCUCCUCAGCUGGGAGAAGAACGCGCCCAUGGACGUGGGCCUCAUGGUGUCCAAGCUGCUGCUGACCGUGCAGCUGUGCCCUGAGACGGAGUUCCAGCCCAACGAGCGGUUCGGCGACGACCUGAGCGACAGCACGUGGGAGCACAUCUUCGCCAUCGACCUGCUGUGCUGCCACCAGAAGUGGGUGUGGACGCACGACAACAUCAUCAGCAAGGAGCUCUGGCCUGUCAUGGACAAGUGGAUCAAGUACCGGAAGGGCCACGCCAACAUCGCCUACACGCCUGACAUCAUCGUCGCGUCCAUCCUCAGGCUGAUCGGUCGCCUGGGCCAGCUGGGGCUGAAGGAGGGCUUCCCGGCUGCCGUGCGGAACAUCAGCUCUGUCAUCGGGAUGUUCAUCCAGUUCGCCCGGCAAGAAGACAUCCCGUGGGGCGUGCAGCUGGCUGCCGUCUACGCGCUGUGUGACCUGAGCCCCAGCAACCCCACGGAGAUCUUCCGCAUCCUGGAGGCCUGGCGUAAGGACACCCCCUACAGCGUCCCGGCCGCCGUGGAGGGCUGCCUGGAGGAGGUGGGCUCGCUGUGUGCCGAGGAGCAGGAGCCAGGCUAGGCCAGAGCCAGCUGCCUUCUUGUCUGUCCCCCUUCCUGAGAGAAGGCUGAGGCCGGGCAGGGGCUCCCUCCUGUGGGCGGCUGAGGGUCAAGGCCCCUCGGUACCUCGGCUUCAGACCCAUCGUCCAACCACGAAAACUUGAACUUAGCCCUUUUAUUUUGCUGCAGAAAGUGUCCUUUUUAGUCGCUUUUUAGAAGGGAGGACGGUGUUCAGAGAGUCCCCCAGGCUGAGCUGGGAAACCAGAACAGGCCGCUCAGAGCCUGGCCGGGGAGGGUCCCGGGCCCCCCGCCUCCUCCCAGUGAUGGACGUGUACAUAGCAUCCCGGGUUCUAAGACGCGGACAGAGACGGCCUCCGGGGCCUCACCUGCCUUCGGGCCGUCCGACCAACCGCACGCGUCCUUUCUUAACCUCGUGUACCCAGUACCCUCGUGUUUUGUAAUAAAUGAACGUGAGCCAUG